UUGGUAGAGAUAAGAAAUGAAAAGUUCUCAGAUAAUGAUAAAAGGUGAAUAAUUUUGAUAAAAAUGGAUCCCAAAACUUUGAAACUACAAGAAGUAUUUAAAACUAUGAGUUACGGAGAAAACUUUGAGGACACUUCGCAAGCAAAUGAAUGGCUACAGUCAAUCGAAAUUAUGGAUAAAUCCAAUGACAUUGAUAACAUAUUGAAGGGUGUAAAACCAGGCAUUUACAAUCCAGAACCAAGUAAACUCGUAAAAUUGGCUCAAGAACUUGAAAAAAGUGUAACUUUGAUUGGAGAAAUAGAAAUCUUGUCCAGAGGAGUUUUGUCCAAAGAUACUAGGAAAGCUGUGGAGAGUUUAGCUCAGUGUUUUUAUUAUUAUGCUAGUUGUGUGGAAAACCUAACAAGAGACAUAGCGGUAGGAGUAUUUGAAGAUGACCAUCCUCUUUGGCUCCUGGGUCUAUUUCUAGCUCCAGCUUUAGCUUCUGGACACACUGUGGUGUUGCAAGCAGGCACAAAAUUUGCUACUGUAAUCACCUUCAUUUUUGAACUAGCAACAAAAGUUGGGAUACCUAAAGAUGCCCUGGUUCUUAUACCAUCAAACGAGGGCGAUCUUCAGCCCUAUUUAUCUACCGAGGAUGUUUCUAUUGUAGCACUUUUCGUAGACCUGCUCAAUGAUAAAUAUCGUGGAAUCAACAAGCUACACAAGAAAAUCUUGAUUUUAUCACCAUAUAAAACCCCAAUGUUGGUUUUUGAUAACGCGGAUCUGGAUUCUGCUGUGAACAGUGUCGUGGAAGCCGCUUGGGGAUACCAAGGAAUGAUUCCCUGGUCCAUAAACACGGUCCUCAUCCAAGAAAAUAUUUUCAACAAAUUCACUGCGAAGCUGAAAGAAAAAGUAGCAUCAGUCAGGUUGGGUAACGGAGACGAUAAACUGGCAGACAUUUCUUAUCCUAGUAACCGGACUAUAUUUGAAAAUCUUAUAAAAACUGUUGAUAAGGCUAAAGCAUUGGGUAUUGAAAUUUUCGCAAAAGAAACUGCUUCUAGCCAUUUCACACCUACACUGAUUAUAGGUUCUAGGGUAGAUACAAAUAAUGUCUUGACAGCUCCUGUUAAUGAUGGUACAGUAACCUUGUUGCCAUUCAGAUCCAUAGAUGAGGCUGUUAAUUUAGCCAAUAAUAGCAGACAAGGACUGGGUGCUUCAGUUUGGUCUGAAAAUAUUGGAUUAAUCAAUGAAGUUGCUAGGAAAUUAAAGAUGAGUAACAUAUGGAUAAACAGCCAUGGACUUUUCUCACCAAAUUUACCAAUAGUACCACUCAAAGGCAGCGGUACUGGUUAUUUUGGUGGAAAACAAGGAUACACUGAAUACAAAUAUCUAGAAAUGCUAAGCGAACCAUUGUAUGAAGCUUUAAAAACUUCAUUUAAAAAAGUCGAUGCUAUUAACAUUGCAAUACAAUCUGGCAAUAGUGCAAGUGCUAGUUGGAGCAAAACAACUAUUUUUAAUAGGAUAAAAGUGUUCGUACAAAUUGCAGAUUUUAUUAAAGCAAACGAGAAGAAAUUAGGUGAAAAAUUAUCAAAACUUGUACUGGAAAACUUCAAAACUGGCAUUGAAACUAUUGUUUUUGCAUCUCAAGAAGUUGGAAGUUUUUCUCAAAAUGGAUUUAACGUAACAUCAUUGAAAUACCCUAAAGGUUGUUUAAUAAUUGAAGAAAAAAACAACGAGGUGCUUUUGCUUUUGGCUGCAUUAUUUGAAGGAAAUGCUGUAAUUCUUCUAACCGAAACACCAGAAACCCAAGAAUUCUAUCAAGAAGUAUCGAAAAAACUACCUUCAAGAUUACUGACUGUAUUGCCAUAUAGUUUGGACGCAGCAAAAACGGCCUCACAAAAUAAAGAGCUGAAUGGAUAUUUUGCAGCAGAAAAUAAUGCUAUUUUUGCAACUAUUCCUUUGAAGGAAUCAAAUAUAUUUUCAUUGGUUACAAAAGGCAGGGAGAUAGAGCAAAUAUUCAACUUGGUUAGGGUCUAUAAGAAUGUUUGGAGUAAUAUCGGACAGUCCAGUCAAUGUAAUUUAUAAUAUAAUAUUAUAGUCUAAGAAGGAUAUUAUAAAUAUUUUAUAUACAAAUUAUAUAUACAAAUAAAUAAAAUAAAAAUAUUGUAACAAAUCCUUUAUUUAUCUAUAAAUAAUAAAAAAACACAGUUCAAGGUACACUCUAUCUGUAAGUUAAAAAGGUACUCUAAAAUAAUUCAGAAUUGGUACCUUGCAUACUAUAUUACAAACCUUUCUCGAAUAUUGACGUUUUGUUUUAAUCACUCUUUGUGCCUAUUUAAAACCAAUCAAAUAUUUAUAAUGGGUAAUCAAGAAAUAUAAACUUAAAUUUUAUAUUUCCACUUGCUAUUUAAUCCCUAAGCCAUUUCUUGAUUACUUCUUAUUAUGGAUAAAAAUAGAAAUUAAUUUAAUUGCACACGUAAGCGUUUUAUUAUUAUCAACAGGAUAAUUUGAUAGAUACUUAUUGAUUUAAUAAUAAAAAUAAUAAUAAACAAUAAUUAUCUAAAUGAUAAAAUAUCAUCUCUCAGGGCAGUCUUACACAGUCAAGAGUAUUUUUUAGUAUCCUUACCAUUAAAAUAAAUUAAUAUUUCUGUUUUUAUUGACUAAUAGCAUUGGUGAACACAAUGGAAUAUAAUGAGUUUGCAAAACAUAUUUGUAACUAGAAAAUUUUGACUAUUGGACAAAUUAACAUAAGAUAUAUUGAAAAAUAACUAGUGAACUAAUAUAGAGAAUUUGGUCAAUAAUUAUUGCAGUAAAAUAUUAUACAGGAUUGAGUAAAUAAUAAUUUAUACCUAUAUAAAAAAAAAAAUACGGUAAAAAACCUAUGACUAAAUUAUAUGCAUUACUUCGUUAAAUAAAAGCAAGUUCACCUAUUUUUUUUACAAAUUAAAAGUAGGUAUGUAAAAUAUAUUACAAAUCUCGUCUUCAGUGUGAGAUUUUCUAUAAAAUAUACCUGAAGAAAAUGCCUUGAAAUAUAUACAAAGAAUCAGAAACACUUGUAAAACUACUAAAUCACUAUAAGUUAAUUGCACUCAAUUCAAUACCGAACAAAAUGUGCGUUUUUUUUCUUUUUAAAUUAAAGGACACUUUAUUGUACAAUGAAACUUCACACCCUAUAAAAUCUUACUUUGAGGUGAGUUUGUUAAAAAAAUUAAUACAAUGUAUUGUAUGCAUUCAGAAUACCUUUUAUAUUAAUUUAUUUAGUUGUAAAAAUAAUGCAAAUUUUUGUGCUAGGUAGGUAUUACAGAGGCCUGUGGCAUAAAACACUUGUAUAAUCUCCAAUUCAAUUGAAAAAACAAAAAUUUCAAAAUAAAAUAAAAAAACCUUCAUUAUUUUUAUUUAUUUUUUUUUCAAUUUUCCUUUUUUCUUUCUUAACACAAUUAUAUCAAUCUCUGGCUAAUGUCUUUGUUUGUUAUUAUUAUCUAGUUUCUAUUUUGAUAUGGUCCUAAAAAAAUGUUCAGGGACUUUUCAUGCUGUAAGUCACAACCUCAUGUUUUUUUGGUCAGUCCCAUCUUUUUGACUUGUAAAUGCUAACUGAAACAGUUCUAUAAUUACAUCAAGAAGAAAUAGCAAAAAAUUCACUUACCCUUCUAGAACUAUAUUUAUCUAUCUACAACGCCCCCAGUGAGGAUCAUAAGGCCAUUUUGCUCGAAACUGGCGGGCUGCCCAUAAUCUCCAUGUUAACGAUAACUUGCACAAUGUAACCGGGAGGUAUUUUGGCUUCUUCUACGUGUAAUUUGUCCCCUAGGAGUUUGCCACCGUAGAACCAUCGUUGACGCGACGUUUCGAUACCUUCCU
Molecule: messenger RNA, 3834 nt
Organism: Ceutorhynchus assimilis (cabbage seed weevil)
Lineage: Eukaryota; Metazoa; Arthropoda; Insecta; Coleoptera; Curculionidae
Source: the annotation of a GenBank genome assembly